UUCUAAAUUUCCCCUACCUAGUCUGGCAUUAACAGUAGGUUAUUCAGAUAUAUAAACUCAAUGAAUGCAAAUCUGCCACAACGUGAUUCGCUAAUUCGAUCUGUUCUUGAUAGGCCUAAUGGUUGUUCUGUCCUGAGUUUACGGAAAACACAGGCUGCAGCUGCGCCUGCAGAGGGAGCAAACUGACCUACAUAUUCUCUGAAGUGACCUACUUUUACUAUCACGUCUACUGAUGGAAGUGAAGUUCCUUCAGUUUGUCUUAAUUCAAGCCUACGGGUAAUCCUGGAAGAACCGCCCGAGUGAGGCGCAGUCAUGACGCACCGGACCAUCCACCUGUUCCGGAAGGGGCUCCGUCUCCACGACAACCCGUCGCUGGUGUGGGCGCUGGAGUCGUCGGCGGUGGUGUACCCGGUGUUCGUGCUGGACCGGGCCUUCCUGGACGGGGCGAUGCGCAUGGGGGCGCUGCGCUGGCGGUUCCUCCUGCAGAGCCUGGAGGACCUGCAGACGCGCCUGGUCGCGCUGGGGUCCCGCCUCUACGUGCUGCAGGGCGGCUACGAGGCCGGGCUGCGGCAGCUGGUCCGCCGCUGGGGCGUCACGCAGCUCACCUUCGACACCGAGGUGGAGCCCUUCUACGCCCGGCUGGACGACAGCCUGCGCGCCCUGUGUGAGGAGCUGGGCGUGCUCGUGCACUCUGGCGUGGCACACACCCUCUACGAUGUCAGGAGGAUCAUCAAAGCUAACGGAGGGGAGGCCCCGCUGACCUACAAGAAGUUCCUCCAAGUGCAGUCCAUCCUGGGAGAGCCGGACAAGCCAGCGCGGGAAAUCACACCGCAGGACUUCCAGAAGUGUAAGACUCCCAUGGAAGAAGGAAAUGAAGAGCAGUAUCGCGUUCCAAGUCUGGAGGAUCUUGGGAUUGAGGUGGACCUGGAGGUCUUGUGGCCCGGUGGGGAGAGUCAUGGACUGAAAAGACUGGAGAAGCAUUUGGAGAGUGAGGGUUGGGGUGAGAACUUCUCCAAACCCCGCACCAUUCCAAACCCGCUGUUACCGAACACAACAGGCCUCAGUCCCUACUUCAGCGUGGGCUGUUUGUCUGUCCGUUCCUUCUACUACAGAUUGUCCAACAUCUACGCACAGUCCAAGAACCACUCCUUGCCCCCAGUAUCACUCCAGAGACAAGUGCUGUGGAGAGAAUUCUUCUACACCGUUGCGUCUUCCACCCCCAACUUCACCAAGAUGGCCGGCAAUCCCAUCUGUCUCCAGAUCGGCUGGCACGAGAACCAGGAGGCGCUGGAGAAGUGGAAGGAGGCCCGGACGGGCUUCCCCUGGAUCGACGCCAUCAUGACCCAGCUGCGGCAGGAGGGCUGGAUCCACCACCUGGCCCGGCACGCCGUGGCCUGCUUCCUGACCCGCGGGGACCUGUGGAUCAGCUGGGAGGAGGGCAUGAAGGUGUUUGAGGAGCUCCUGAUGGAUGCAGACUACAGUGUGAACGCAGGGAACUGGAUGUGGCUGUCGGCCAGCGCCUUCUUCCACCAGUACACCCGCAUCUUCUGCCCCGUGCGCUUUGGGCGCCGGACCGACCCCGAGGGACAGUACAUCAGGAAAUAUCUACCAGUGCUGAAGAACUUCCCCUCCAAGUAUAUCUACGAGCCGUGGACUGCUCCGGAAGAAGUGCAGCUGGAGGCUCGGUGUAUAAUCGGGAAGGACUACCCCCUGCCCAUGGUGGACCACGUAGAGGUGAGCCAGAGGAACAUGUGCCUGAUGCGGCAGCUCCGGAGUGAGCAGGAAGGCACCGCCCAGCUGACCCGAGAUGUGGCCGACGACCCAGUGGAGAUUGGCGUGAAGAGGGAACACCAGGACCACGGCCCCUCAGAGGAGAGAACCAGCAAGCACUUCAGUCCUGACGGAGACCAUAAGACCCAGGUCUGCAGCUGGGCCUCAGACCCCAUCCGUCUGCCUGAGCUCAGUGGAGAGGUCAUGAGACCGAGAACGGUCACAUGACAUGACAUGGAGAGUGGGGUCACACAACUCAGAGGAGAGGUUGUGUGUCUGGGAUUGGUGAUGUGACACGGGGAGGGCUCACAACUCAGUGGAGAGGUCAUGUGACUGGGUUCGGUCAUGUGAUAUGUGACAUGGGGAGAGGUCACACACCCUGCUCCUGUGGCAGGUGGGACCCAAUCCCAACCAAACAUGGGCUACUGAAAACCUUCAUACCACUCCGCUAAAAAAAUCAUCAUGACUUAACCAGCCACGCACUUGAAAAAUAACGACAACACGUGAGAGACAGACUUUGAAGCUGAGGAAAUGCAUGGUGUGCAUUGAAAUGUUCUGCCUGUUCUGUUAUGCUUGCAUAAUGCCUUCAACUGAAGACGUUUUAUUUUGGUAUGUGUAGUUUCUUGUAAUAAUCAUACUACCUCUAAUGUUGUCAGCUGUAUACAGACAGUGGUACAGGUGGCAAUAGCCUCUUUUGAAGGACCAGAAGGACCACAUGCAUCACAGUGCUUCCUUUUCAUAAGUAGUCCCACUCAUCCUGCCAUACUUCAUGAUUAGGGUGGAUGUUCUCUGUGAUUCCCAUGUAUAUCUGAUGUGAACCAAUAUAUGCCUUUUAAAUUAAUAUUGUCUUCUAAAGCCUGUGAUUCACAUUCACUCAUAGCAAAUGUUUUGCUGGGUUUUAACCUUUUUUUAUUUUAAUACGAGGGCACUUAAUAGCGAUAAAAUAACCAUGGCAUUUUGAUGCCAUGUGAUGUUCUGGUAAUGCAGUAAUGAGUUGUAUGGGACCUUGGUCCAUAUGAAAGAAGAUGCUACAUGCCAAGGGUAUAAAAGGUUGAAAAUUAAAAAGGAAACUGAUUUUCCA
Messenger RNA from Conger conger (European conger), 2851 nucleotides. It is a transcript of the gene cry4, whose product is annotated as cryptochrome circadian regulator 4. Bases 313 to 1998 code for a protein of 561 amino acids. The transcript is spliced from 11 exons. The record is from RefSeq and is a predicted model, not a curated record. Gene Ontology annotation, molecular function: FAD binding; DNA binding. Gene Ontology annotation, cellular component: nucleus; cytoplasm. Lineage: Eukaryota; Metazoa; Chordata; Actinopteri; Anguilliformes; Congridae. Gene Ontology annotation, biological process: circadian regulation of gene expression; entrainment of circadian clock by photoperiod.